AUGGCGCCCUCCCUCCGGUUGCUGAGCGACUGCGAGUUGGGUGAUGAUUCGGCAGUGGGUUUGGAGAUCGCGGCGGACCUUCGUGAGGGCGAGGCUGCCGUGGCCCAGGCGCGCGAGCGCUGUCUCAGCCGACUUGCCGCGGAGGUUUUGGCGCCCCUGGACCAGAGACUCGCCACUCACGAACAGGUUCGUGAGGCCGUGCGCCAACGUCAGCGCCUGGCGAAAUUCUCGACUUCGGCGCGGAUGGAUGUUGCCAUGCUUCGCAAGGGUGAGGUGUCGGAAACUGGAUUGCGGUCGCUGAGUGGCCUCGGCGGACCGCUGGAGGAAGCUGAGGCACGAUUGAAGGAUGACAUGCAGCGGGCUUCCGAGCCUGACGAGCAGGUUUUCCUGCAGCUCACGCAGCUGAAAGCUACGAGCAUCGACUGCAUCAAGAACCCCUGGGCUGCACUGGUGCAGAUCCAAUCGGAGUACUUCAUGGCACAGCAGGUCGCCUGGGCUCCCUUAGGCGAGGCCUUUGACGACUAUGGCGGCCUUCAGAGUGUCCGCGUGACCUGA
Molecule: messenger RNA, 555 nt
Organism: Symbiodinium pilosum
Lineage: Eukaryota; Dinophyceae; Suessiales; Symbiodiniaceae
Source: the annotation of a GenBank genome assembly